CAGCCGUGGGUCCCGCCCGCCGGGGAGAGGCGGAUCCUGACGCCCUGCGCCUCCUCCGCACCCAUCCUAGCAGAGCAGGGCAGUUGGAGUCCUGUGCGCACAGCUGUCGGUGUCCUCGGCCAUGGUGGCUGCCGCGCUCCUGCUCGGCCUGGCGCUCCUGGCGCCGCGGGGGGCCAGGGCGGGCACGGGUGCAUGUUACGACGGCUCCGGGCGCGCUCAGCGAUGCGUGCCGGAGUUCGAGAACGCGGCGUUCGGCCGGCGCGCUGAGGCUUCGCACACGUGCGGCAGCCCACCCGAAGACUUCUGUACGCACCUGGGGGCGCCCGGCGCCGCGGCGCAGUGCCAGCGCUGCGACGCCGCGGACCCCAGGCGCCACCACAACGCCUCUUACCUCACCGACUUCCACAACCAAGACGAGAGCACCUGGUGGCAGAGCCCCACCAUGGCCUUCGGCGUGCAGUACCCCACUUCGGUCAACAUCACUCUCCGCCUGGGGAAGGCUUAUGAGAUCACCUACGUGCGGCUGAAGUUCCACACCAGUCGUCCUGAGAGCUUCGCCAUCUACAAGCGCAGCCACGCGGGUGGCCCGUGGGAGCCCUACCAGUACUACAGCGCGUCCUGCAAGAAGACCUACGGGCAGCCCGAGGGCCACUACCUGCGCCCCGGCGAGGACGAGCGCGUGGCCUUCUGCACCUCCGAGUUCAGUGACAUCUCCCCGCUGAGCGGGGGCAACGUGGCCUUCUCCACCCUGGAGGGCCGGCCCAGCGCCUACAACUUCGAGGAGAGCGCUGUGCUGCAGGAGUGGGUCACCAGCACAGAGCUCCUCAUUUCCCUGGACCGGCUCAACACAUUUGGGGACGACAUCUUCAAGGACCCCAAGGUGCUCCAGUCCUACUACUAUGCUGUGUCCGACUUCACUGUGGGCGGCAGGUGCAAAUGCAAUGGCCAUGCCAGCGAGUGUGGCCCCAGCGAGGAGGGCCAGCUGGUCUGCCGGUGCCAGCACAACACCACGGGCACGGACUGUGAGCGCUGCCUGCCCUUCUUCCAGGACCGCCCGUGGGCUCGCAGCACGGCCGAGGCCGCCAACGAGUGUGUGCCCUGCAACUGCAGCGGCCACUCCGAAGAGUGCACGUUUGACCGGGAGCUCUACCGCAGCACGGGUCACGGCGGACACUGCCGCAACUGCCGCAGCCACACAGGCGGGCCGCACUGCGAGCGCUGCCAGGAGCUCUUCUUCCGCUGGGACCGACGGACACCGUGCCAGCCCUGUGACUGCCACCCAGCAGGCUCCCUGCACCUCCAGUGUGACGACUCGGGCAUCUGUGCCUGCAAACCCACGGUGACAGGCUGGAAGUGUGACCGCUGCCUGCCUGGGUUCCACUCGCUCAGCGAGGGUGGUUGCAGACCCUGCACCUGCAAUCCUGCUGGCAGCCUGGGUACCUGUGACCCCCGCAGUGGGCGCUGCCCCUGCAAAGAGAAUGUGGAAGGCAACCUGUGUGACAGGUGCCGCCCAGGGACGUUUAACCUGCAGCCCCACAAUCCGGCCGGCUGCAGCAGCUGCUUCUGCUACGGCCACUCCAAGGUGUGUGCAGCCGCUGCCCAAUUCCGGGAGUACCACAUCCUCUCCAACUUCUGCCAGGGAUCUGGGGGCUGGCGAGCCAGAAGCGUGGGGGGCCCAGAGCACCCAGCACGGUGGACCGUGAGUGGCAUCCUCCUGAACCUGAAAGACGAGGAGGAGUUUUCAGCACCAGAGAAGUUCCUGGGAGACCAGCGGUUCAGCUAUGGGCAGCCCCUCAUGCUGACCUUCCGAGUGCCCCCCGGGGUGUCCUCUCUCCCCGUGCAGCUUAGACUGGAAGGGGCAGGCUUGGCCUUGACUCUGCAGCACUCCAACCUGUCCAGCCCUCUGGAUGCCGGGCAGCAGGGGAAGCUGCACCUCUGGUUCCGGUUGCAGGAGGCCUCUGAGGACUCGAAACCCCCGCUGUCCCCCUUCCACUUCCAGCGGCUCCUUGCCAAUGUGACUGCUCUGCACAUCCGGACCGGCCGCCGCAGCCCCAGCCCUUCGGGCCAAGUGUUCCUGACCGAGGUCCGGCUCACGUCGGCCCGGCGGGGGCUUUCCCCACCAGCCUCCUGGGUGGAGACUUGCUCUUGUCCCCAGGGGUACACAGGCCAGUUCUGUGAAUCCUGCGCUCCAGGGUACAAGAGGGAGACAGCACUGGGGGGUCCCUACGCCAACUGCGUCCCGUGCACCUGCAAUCAGCAUGGCACCUGCGACCCCAACACAGGGAUCUGCUUGUGCAACCACCACACCGAGGGCCCAUCCUGUGAGCGCUGCUCGCCGGGUUUCUAUGGCAACCCCUUUGCCGGCCACGCCAACGACUGCCAGCCCUGCCCGUGCCCCGGACAAUCGGCCUGCACCACCAUCCCAGAGAGCACGGAGGUGGUGUGUACCCACUGCCCGCCGGGUCAGAGAGGACGGCACUGUGAGCUCUGCGAUGAUGGCUUUUUUGGAGACCCUCUGGGGCUCUCUGGGAGCCCCCAGCCCUGCCGCCCAUGCCAAUGCAGUGGGAACGUGGACCCCAACGCCAUGGGCAAUUGUGACCCCAUAUCUGGCCACUGCCUGCAGUGCCUCUACAACACGACGGGAGCCCACUGCGAGCGCUGUCAGGAAGGUUUCUACGGGAGUGCACUGGCCCCUCGGCCCGCAGACAAGUGCAAGCCCUGCAGCUGCCAUCCAGGGGGUUCAGUCAGUGAGCAGAGACCCUGUGACCCAGUGACCGGCCAGUGCUCCUGCCUGUCCCACGUGACCGGGCGGGACUGCAGCCGCUGCAGCCCCGGCUUCUACAACCUCCAGCCCAGGAAGGGUUGCCAGAGCUGCAAGUGCCACCCGCUGGGUGCCCGGAAGAACCAGUGCCACCCCAAGACCGGGCAGUGCCCCUGCCACCCAGGCGUCGAGGGCCAGGCCUGUGAUCGAUGCCAGCUGGGUUUCUUCGGCUUCUCCGCCAAGGGCUGCCGUGCCUGCAGGUGCUCCCCACUGGGCGCCGCCUCGGUCCAGUGCCACGAGAACAGCACGUGUGUGUGUAAGCCAGGCUUUGUGGGCUACAAGUGUGACCGCUGCCAAAACAACUUCUUCCUCACGGCUGGUGGCACACACUGCCAGGAGUGCCCGGUCUGUUACGCCCUGGUGAAGGAAGAGGCUGCCAAGCUGAAGGCCAGGCUGACGCUGAUGGAGGGGUGGCUGCAGGGGUCCGACUGUGGCUGGCCCUGGGGACCCCUGUAUGUGCUCCAGGGAGAGGCCCCACGGGGGGACGUCCACCAAGGCCCCCAUCUGCUGCAAGCAGCCCGGGCAGCUUUCCUGCAGCAGAUGAUGGACCUGGAGGGUGCUGUGAAGGCUGCCAGGGAGCAGCUGUGGGUGCUGAGCAGGAAUGCCCGCUGUGACCAGGCUGGAGCCGAGAAGACCUGCAUCCAGCUGGCAGACCUUGCAGUGGUGCUGGAGUCCUCCGAAGAGGAGAUUCUGCAUGCAGCCACUGUUCUCUCCUCUCUGGUAAUUCCUCAGGAAGCACCCAGCCAGCCCGCCAACUGGAGCCAUCUGGCCACGGAGGCCCGUGUGCUGGCCAGGAGCCACAGAGACACUGCCACCAAGAUUGAGGCCACUGUGCGGAGGGCCCUGCUUGCCUCCAACACCAGUUACACGCUCCUCUGGAGUCUGGCUGAGGGCAGAGUGGCUAUGGAGACCCAGCAGGAACUGGAGGACAGGUACCAGGAGGCCCAGAAAGCCCAGAAGGCACUGGACAUGGCUGUGGCAGAGGUGGUGCCCAAAGCUGAGAGGGUGCUGGCCGCCGUGCAGCAAGUCAGCACAGAUGGAGCCCCACGCCUGGCCCUGCUGCCUGCCCCUGGAAUGCUGGAGCCCCUGGCCAGGGACCUGCGCCUAAAAGUGCAGACCCUGGAGAGGACGGUUUCAUCCAGAGAGCGCGUGGCCACCGAGGCUGCCCGAGCCCUCCAGGCCACCGCCCAGGUGGUGCUGCAGAAGACGGAGCCCCUCACACAGCUGCACGAGAAGGCCAGAGUUGCCCUCACCCGGGCUUCCUCAUCCGUCCAAGCUGCCUCAGUGACCGUUGCAGGAGCCAGGACCCUGCUGGCCGACCUGAAAGGAAUGAAGCCCCAGCUUCCUCGGCCUGAGGACCAGGCUGCACUGAGGAGGAAGGCAGCCAUCAUCCAGGACAGGCUCUUUGCAGACACAAAGAAGAAGACCACAAAGGCAGAGAGGAUGCUGGGAAACACAGCAUCUGUCUCCUCCAGGGCCAAGGAGGAGGGCAGAGAUGCAGAGCUGUUGGCCACAGACAGUGCCAAGCUCGCCAAGGCUUUGCUGCGGGAGGGGCAGCAGGAACACCGCCUUGCCCGCCGGCUCGCCAGCCAGACACAGGUGAUGCUCCGACAGGCCUCCCAGCAGGUGCUCAUCUCCAAAACACGCAGACGGGAGCUGGAGGAAGCCGAGCAGCUCCGUGCUGGGCUGAGUGAGUUGGAAUGGCAGAUCCGGGAGUCACGCCUCUCCCUGGAGACGGACAUCAAGGCAUUGUCGGGACUACUUGCCAAGCUGGGGUCACUGGAGACCCAUCAAGCUCCAUCCCAGGCUCUGAAUGAAACCCAGAGAGCAUUGGAACACAUCAGGCUUCGACUCGGCCCGCCGGGGGCCCUGCAGGGGAAACUGAGAAUGUUAGAGCAGGAGUCUGAGCAGCAGGAGCUGCAGAUCCAGGACUUUGAGAAUGACCUUGCCGAGAUCCGCGCUGACAAGCAGAACUUGGAGACCAUUCUGCACAGCCUGCCCAAGAGCUGUGCCAGCUGGCGGUGAGGGGCUCCUAGACCCCCAGCGCAUAUGCCCCCAACUUCCCCUAGCUGUGCACUCUGCCCAGGGCAUGUACACACACCCCAUGGAGGCACCCACACAGGCACACCCACCAGAAGCCUGCUGCUGUGUACCCUCCUCUGUGUGAAUACUCAUAUACCUUCCUGAGUCUGUGUCUGGAUCCACCUCCUUGCCAGCAGGGUGUGCCCAUACAAACAAGUGUAUGAAAACACAGUUUACCCAGGCAGCUGUUGCAUGCACAUCCCCAUCAGUGAGCACUCCCACCCCUAUACAUGCAUAAGCUGGACACCCCCAGGGUCAAUAACAUGUACAUACCUGCACAUGUGCAUGUUGUGGGUACAUGUCUAUGUGUAUGAUACACACGUGUACAAAUCCAUCCAUGCAUACAUACACAUUACCACCAGACCACAAGUAUUUAUUGAGAGCCAACUGUGUGGUACACACCCUCUGGAUGAGUUACACUGUUGUUCUGUUAAAUACCUAUGAUGCUAAUUUAUACACUCUUGCUCCAGAAAGAAGGAGGGACCCAAGCAGGGUUGGCACUGGGAAGCUGAGAGGGACCAUCCGCAGACAUCUGACAUGGGUGGAGGCCCUCAUGGUGAGGCUGCUCUAGGCCCUGGGUUCAGCAAGUAGCAGAGUCCCUAGCUCAGAGCUGCCUUCUGUCAUCCUGUAGCUCCCCCCUCCACAACACACACACUCAUCACCCACCACACAUACCCACUAGCUCUGCCCACCUGAAGGACCGGACAGGUCAAGAAAUGCAAGAUCCUAGGCGAUUUCUCAGCAGUGGAACCUGAUGCCCAGGGACUCCUACUGGGCUGACCAGGGGCAUGGCCCACCCCUGGCAGGAUUAUCGUUUGUUUCAUUGGAUGCUUCAUUCUCAGGAUCUGGGUCUGGACCAGACUCACUGAAGGAAUUGCCCUGCCCUGGGCCUGGGUGCCCCUUUCCGCUUUGGCUUGCUCAAAGAGCCAGGGCUUCAGGAGUCCAAGGGGGCCUGGGUCAGAAGGGCUUACACAGGCUGCCAGGACAUCUCCUCUGUGACCCUGCCGACCCCAGUUGGCCUUUGACUGAUUAACACUUUCCUAACGGGACCUGCCCCCAACCUGCCACGAGGGAGGCUGCCAGGGGGCUGGUCAGUCCUGGCUGUCCUUCCCCAGGGAUGCCCGGGUCGUCAGCCCCCUUGCAGCCUCUGCCUGAGAUUCCCCCACAUUUCCUCUUGGCACUUCCUCCUCCCCUUUCCAGGGAGACACCAGGCUGUGUGGGCUUUGGGGGAGGAUGGGUGCCUCAGCAGGCCCAGCCCACUCCCACAGCUCUUUCUGCCCUCAAGCUGUGCCCCAUCCCCCAAAGCAUGUCUGGGACUAGAGGGGGCAGCGCAGAG
Choloepus didactylus (southern two-toed sloth) is the source of this 6239-nucleotide messenger RNA. It is a transcript of the gene LAMC3, whose product is annotated as laminin subunit gamma 3. Bases 122 to 4846 code for a protein of 1574 amino acids. The transcript has 28 exons. NCBI's taxonomy places the organism in Eukaryota, Metazoa, Chordata, Mammalia, Pilosa, Megalonychidae. The record is from RefSeq and is a predicted model, not a curated record.